UACGUGCUCAGUGUGUUUAGGAACAACGGAUGAACCGUAUGAUAAACUGUCUUUCAUUCGACUUAGAGAUGAUAAAUGAUGUCAUAUAGAGAGCUAUAAACAUGGAGCACGCUAUGGAGUCGGAAUUACAGAAAGCAGGGCCGUCCGAGUUCGAUCAGAAGAUCAUCGAGGAUUUCUUCAGGGAGCACUGCCGCAGUAGUAAUUCUCGAUUAGGACGAUUGGACGUCGAUUGUUGGUCAGUCACUCGACGGCUUGUAGCGUUCCUCUCCGAGAUCGAUGACCGCGAAUCGUCAGAGCCUCCACGUCGCGUACGUUGGGUCAUCCAAAAGCCUUUAUCGGUGUUACGAGAGCCAAAACGAUACCACCCCAUAAAACGACACAUUGCUCAUAUCUUUCGCAAACGAUUACUCGCAGAAGACCAUCAUGUUUCUAGAAAGGACAAAUCCCGCCAAAUGCGACAACGCAUUACGAACGCAACAACAACGGUCUUUGAAAGCUCGACAAUAAGUCAUUGGGUCAUCGAAUGGAAGGGAUACAUUGUUGAUGCAACGGUCAUGCAGUUUAUUGAACUUGACCGUGUUCUAGACAUCGAUGGGCUGAACGAAUUAAGGAAAAGAUGUUAUAAUGAUGAUCAAUCAAUGACGUUUAAAAGUUGUUCAGACAUUCAUCCUCCCUGGGUGUAUAAUCUUGUAUCGAGGGGAGGAUGGUAUAACGAUUAUGCGUUGGGCGUGGCCACCAAACCAUACUUUUUCGGCAGUGAGAACGAACACCCAAUCAGGUGUUACGCUGAGGUGGUCAAUCAGCAUCUCACAUCAUCAUGAUGAUGAAUCCCCAAAAGGUUAAGUAGUACAGUUUUCAGACGUGGUGAUAUUAAUGAAACGGGUAUUAAAACAAUCUUUCG
Messenger RNA from Lytechinus pictus (painted urchin), 901 nucleotides. RefSeq lists its product as uncharacterized. The transcript has a single exon. The record is from RefSeq and is a predicted model, not a curated record. Lineage: Eukaryota; Metazoa; Echinodermata; Echinoidea; Temnopleuroida; Toxopneustidae. The coding region runs from base 102 to 821 and encodes 239 amino acids.